Messenger RNA from Ricinus communis (castor bean), 1003 nucleotides. Its product is annotated as E3 ubiquitin-protein ligase ATL23. The transcript has a single exon. The coding region runs from base 237 to 764 and encodes 175 amino acids. The record is from RefSeq and is a predicted model, not a curated record. Lineage: Eukaryota; Viridiplantae; Streptophyta; Magnoliopsida; Malpighiales; Euphorbiaceae.
UACGUGUCGUUUCAGAAGUUUCACACCGUUUAGAAACGGCGAACACAGAAACGAAAGUACACUUUUCCUUUUAGUUAUUAUUUUAGUCACCGUAACGUCUCGCUAUUUAUCUCCGUUAUUUUUCGCUUACGUCACUAUCCACCCACGCUAUAUACCUGAAUAACAAACGCCAACCCAUCUUCACCAUUUUUUCCGUAUUUAUAAUAUUUUUCAUAACUUUCCUUAAAGCUUCUAUAAUGCACAAUGGUGUGCAAUACGCACCCCUCACUCCUCAUCCUCCCCUGCUCAUCUCUCCUUCUUCGCCACCAGCCUCCUUGAGUAUUCCUCCACCGCCUCCUAUUACCGCCGCCGCCGCCGCAAACCAAAACAUGCUUUUGUCAGUUUUUUUGGCGCUCUUUUUACCAUGUGUUGGAAUGAGUGCAAUUUUUCUAAUUUAUAUCUGUCUUCUGUGGUACGCUGCUAAUCAUCAUCAUCAUUCAGAAAUUGUAACGCCUGUGAAACCUUCGGCUGAGAAGGGAUUAUCCGCGUCUGAUCUUGAGAAACUGCCUAAAACGACGGGAAAGGAGCUGAUUUUAGGAACUGAGUGUGCUGUGUGUUUGGAUGAGAUUGAAAGCGAGCAACCUGCGAGACUGGUUCCUGGCUGUAACCAUGGUUUUCAUUUGGAAUGCGCUGAUACCUGGCUUUCAAACCACUCUGUUUGCCCUGUUUGUAGGGCUAAGCUUGAUUCCCAGUUUUUCAACGCUUCUACUGAUAAUCCUUGCUAAAUUGGCCUAUUAUUGAGGAGGAGGAGGUAAAAAAAAAAGGGACUUGUUAGGCUGUUAUGCUAUGUUCUGUUCUGUUGUUUUGUGGUGGCACGGGCUCAACUGUUUGUAUAUUUGUGGGCACAGGGCGCAGAUUGAGAUUCGAUUUCGACUGUUAGGAUUAUGUACGGCUAAGAUAGGAAAAAUAAUAUUUGUUCUCUGUCGCUUUUUAUUUAUUAUUAUUAUUAUUUGUCUUCUGUUUA